Molecule: messenger RNA, 8450 nt
Organism: Lytechinus pictus (painted urchin)
Lineage: Eukaryota; Metazoa; Echinodermata; Echinoidea; Temnopleuroida; Toxopneustidae
Product: rho GTPase-activating protein 18-like
Exons: 7
Coding region: 2150-2887 (245 amino acids)
Biological process (GO): regulation of small GTPase mediated signal transduction; regulation of actin filament polymerization; signal transduction
Cellular component (GO): cytoplasm
Molecular function (GO): GTPase activator activity
Source: RefSeq, a predicted model, not a curated record
GAUAAAAGGCAAUGUGAUUCUGAAAAGGAUAUAGCAUUCGUUUAUAGAGACAUUUGAAAAAAAUGUGUUUAUUUGGGUUAUAUUUAAAAAGAUGAACAAUAGGACUUUUACUACCAUUUGAAAUUUUGUGGUGAAGUUUUUAUUUUAUGAUGAAUCUUAUUUGGUUUAGUUUAAAGUACAUGUACACAAAUUCUUGCAUUCCAUGGGUUGAAGUCAAAGGAAAAGAUUUAUUCAGCUUCAUAAUGCCCAAUCACUCUUUAUUGACAGAGGAAGAACAAGGCAUAGCUGUUAUUAGAUGAUGCUUGAUACGACCCAGAAAAAAAAUAGACCAGGACUUCCCCUUGUUCCAGUUCUCUGAUGGACUGGAACCCAACAAUGGUCAGUUUCUAUCGUUGGUCAAUUAAACCUGCGACCGCCCCCCUGAGGCGCGGAGAACGUCGUCUGACUCUGUUCCAGGUCUGUCAUUGGCUUACCUGUCGACAGCAGGAAGGGGAAAAGAGAUGGAUGAGCUAGAUUAACCCCAAGGAAAAUUAUUUUGAGAAGAAUGUGUCUAUGCUAUGAGGAGUCAAUUGAUGACUUAUCAUAUUUUAUAUAUGUAGGUGUCACUUGUAUUUAAUAGACCUUGGGAUUGAAGUCUUCCAUGCAAAACCCUUGGCAAGCGAAUGUUGCAAUUUUGCACAUUCGUACAAUAGAAUUCAACACUUGUAAUAAUUAGUUUUCUCCCUUACCUUUAUACUGGAGAGUUUGAUAAGUGGUUUAAGUUCUUGUUUAACAUCUACAUAAAAAUUAUUAGUAUAAGCAAUGUAAUAUUGCAAUCUAGAUUUAAAGAAAACAACAUUAAUACAAUUGUCAUGAAUAUCUUCAAGAAUUGUUUCAGGGUGCGAAGAGUUGAGUAAUAUAAACACAGCUCGAAAGUACUGUAUUCCCUUAAGUAUGUUGUCAGAAUUAUAUUCCAACUCUGCUUUUAGCCAAUCAAAAGUCAUGAUUUCGAGGUGCUUACAGCAGUAGCUUCCAAAUAUCUGUGAUAAUUUUUAUGAAGCAGAACCCUCGAUACUUCAUAAUUUUCUUCACAUCCUUGGGACUAAAGUUCCUUGAAAAGUGCUACAUGUACAUGUACAUUCCGUGAAAAAUGCUACUAUCCAUGGGAAUGAUGUUGGCAGGUCUGAAUUUAUCAGGCCGCUCUUUCAGAAAACUUUGUCAGUCAUAAACUCCCAACAAAUUAACCAUAACAGUAGUUUGUUUACUUUCCAUUGAUCAUUAAUGAAACAGGGGCCAUGUCUUUUGCUGUCAUUGGAUUCUGUUAAUGGUCUUUGCAGAUUAUAUUGUUCAUUAGUAUUCUGUGUCUGAAGAUGAUGUGCUCUCGCACAUAAUUCUUCAAUGUUCUAUUUUCAGUUCAUGUACUAGGGGCAAGCUAUUUGCAUGGGAGUCUCAAAUUUGGUUACUGUCUCUGCCCCCCCCAAAAAGAGAAAAAUGGUUUCUUUCAGAACAGUGAUAUACAAAAGAUGGCAGAGUGAAAUGUUACGCCUGAUCUUGACUUGCUCGCACAUUUGAAAACAUAUUUAUCCUUUGUCAACAAAAUUGUAAUUAUCUUAGUAAUUUGUUGUUGGAACAAAUUAAGAAUUUUAUUAAGAAGCAGCAUCUCAUUCUGAUAUCUGAAUGUCACUCAGAGUUGGACUUGUGUUACAUUAUUUGUCUUGUGGUUUAACUGGUUAUUCCUUUGGUUCAUUUACACACUGUAAUCCUGCCACCUUAAUAAUAAUCUCACCACCUGAAUUUUCAAGUUCUUUCUCAAUUUUUUGUUUUUCCCCUCUGGGCAAUCCUCAUCACUUAAACAUUUACAAGUCUCUUUUUAUUGGUAACAUUAUCCUGUAGUUUUCUUUUGCAACUCUUUGUUAUAUGUCUGAGCAUUCUGUAUGAUUAUAUACCCUAUAUGCAUCUAUGUACGGUAUUUAAAGUCAUUGUAAAACAAAUGGUAUUGUAAAAUGUGAGCAAACAAAAAUGCCACACUGGAAAAUAAUGUGAAGUUGAAUCUAAUUGAAUUACUGUUACUUAUAAAUAAAUUGAGGCUCUAUGAACAAUGGCAGUGUGACCACUCGUACGAUACUCUUUUAUCCAUCGAUCGCCUUAAAUAAACAUUUUCCAUCUUUUAAUGGCUGUCAUCUUGGUCUAUUUUCAGCUCUUACUCUCGUACCUAAGUCGUGUGGUGAGCAACGAGUCACAGAACAAGAUGUCCUUGAACAAUGUGGCCAUGAUCAUGGCACCCAACCUGUUCUCUGGACGAGCCAUCUCAAGGAAGAAGUCACCUGACUACUCGGAGCUUCACAUAGCGGCGGGGACGUCAAACAUCAUGCGCAUGCUUGUCAAAUACCACAACAUCCUGUGGGUGGUUCCUUUCAGGAUGUUAGAGCAGGUGCGGAAGAUGUAUGAGGUUGACAUGAAGAGAGCAAAAGACUCCAAAUCGGUCAUGACGUUAUUCAAGAGAAGCAAAGAUAAGAGGAGUGGCAUCUAUGAGGAGGUUGAAGAAGGUAUCAUUCGAAUCCAGACGCCCGGUUCAGUGGAGAAGGUCCUCACGACGAUACAGCUCAGCGAGAGGACCACGGCGGGAGACAUCGUCGCCAAGUUCACCGAGGACACGCCCUUCACGAGUAUCGAACCCGCCCCCAUGAAGAGGAAUAGCCUCAAGAGACGGAGUAGAAAGAAAUCAAUGCAGAGGAAUUCAAGUUAUGAUAUGAUUAGCAACAUCACCUCAAGUAAAGCACCAAAGUUCUAUCUCUAUGAAGUUGGGGGUAGCAUAGGAGAGCGGUGUCUGGAUCCCGAGACAAACAUGAUGGCGCUGGUCAGGGUGAACCCGACGGCGGAGUGGAUCAUCAGGUGUAGGCCCACAUGAGGUCGAGGAACUCUCAUCAGACUCAUUUAAUUUUGAUAAAGUCUGUGAAGGAGACUGUUGUUGAUUGGGGUUGCCAAGUCUCCCCGAUUGUCGGAGAGACCCCCUGAAAAUUGACUGAUUUUCGAGUGGAAAAACUGCAUAUUUUCAACAUCUACCUGAUCCAUACGUUGAUUUCUUUCAUUGGAUUGUGUGUAAUCGAGUAAAAACACUCUUUCCUCAGUAAAUUCUCCCUGAAAGGUAAAUGUUAAAGUUGGCAUCUCUUGAUUAUGCCUGAUACUGUGGAAGCACUGAGGAAAUUGUGUCGCUUGUACCAUUGUACUUUUGUACGUGUGAGAAAGACAAAGAGGGGAUUUUCAUGGUGCUUUAAAAGAUGAAGAAAUCGACCUUGUGUAGAGAUCUUCCUGUGAGGAUUAAUAUUUUUGGUUGGUAACCAACUAACUUUGCAUACCUGUCCUGCACAUAUCUCGAUCAGCUACGCAAGACUUUUCUUCUUUCCUGGAAGUGACUGUUCCCAGCGACGCUUGCAGAUAGAACUGUUCCUUGCAAUGUUUCCCUGUGGAAAAAGCAAGCGACACUUGGAAGGUAGAACUGUACCUUUCAUAUAUCCCUGUGGACAAUCUGGCAACACUGGAAUGGCUAAGUGGUCCUUUGCAAUACUCUUUGUAAACAAGAUGGUGGAAUCUGUCAAAAGCUCGUGCAGAACUUUAUGUUACCUCAACUGAAUUUUGAUAUACCAAGUUCUCUCUCUACUUUAAAUGAAAGUAGACUAAUCCUCAAGUAAUAUUGCAAGGAGAGAUUAUAUAUUCCAAUCUCCAUUAAAUGUUCUGGUAGCAAAAUUGCAAUUUUUCCAUAGGGCAGUUUAAAUUCUGUAAAGGAUUGCAGUCAAAUAUUGAAAGGCAAUGUUUCCAAAAUAUCUCUUGCAAAUAUUGUAUGCAGGAUCAUUUUCUGUUUAGUGUGACUAGAUCACUUUGGUCUUGCAUACUUUAAAUUAUGCCUAGUGAUUGGUGUGUGAGAUGACAUCUAUAUGGUGCAAGUUUGUCCUUUCUUUACCAGAUUUCAUCCUGACAAAGUGUCUUUAUAUUGUACUUGGUAUGCGAGAGAUAUUUGAUGAAAAAAUAUUUAUCAUUUGCUACCAUAUUAUUGAAAGAUUUCAAGUCACAUGCCAGAGUUAGUGCAAUUUACUGGAGCAGUAAUUAUAUCCAAUCUUAUGUGAAUAACUGAUUUGAGAAAACAACAUUCCUGCACAAAACAUUAUUAGGUCCAAAUUGGUAAGAGGCUACAUGUACAUUUUUCUUGUUUUAGCAUGGUGUAAGCAUUUUGAUGAUGAAUCAAAAGAAUUUAUAUUGCUGCACUAGGCACAAUGCUUGGGCUACUCCAUAUUUACAUGUAUGUUGUUGAUAUUGCUUUCUGAUGCCUCUGCAACAACUCUUCUUUGAUGAUCAACAAUCGUUAAAAGUGAUUCUAUUCAAUUUUUGAAAGAAAAGAAGCCAGUAUAACAAGCAAUCAGUUUUGAGAUACAAGCGAACUGUGAAUUGAGUAUUAAAAUGGUACCAAAGUAGAAUCAUCAUUCUCAUUUGCACACAGGGUAAACUUUAGUACAUUGUGUACCUGUGGUCUUGAUUCAAUCUGAUACUGACAACAUUAAUUUAGUAGGCCUCUUAGUUUAUCAAAUAUAUAUGUAAGAGAUUUUUUUCGAACAAAAAGGUUUGAUUUAUACCCAGAUUCAGAAAUUUUGUAGCGACCAAAUGUGGAUUUGACAUAUCGUAGACCAAAUAGGUGUUGGUACCAUAAGCACAUUCCUUCUGCAUUGUACUGUUGCUUUAUUCAGUGUUGCAAGUUAAUAUGCUCAGUUUUAUGGGAUUUGAGAUGGUGACGCUUUGGAAACGACAAAAUAUUUAAAAAAAAGACACAUACAAAAUUUCCUUUUAGAAAAUGAUGUGAAAGUGACAAUUAGUGUUAUCACAAAAAUCUAUGAUAUUUUCAUAAUUGUAGCUGCCAAAUUAUAAACUGGUGAAAUAUUGAAAGUUAUUGGGUGCCCAAAACUAAAUGAUCUUUUUUAAAAGUCUUUGUGGCAUAAUUUUCUAUUUUUUUAGAAUGACAUGUUAUAUUGACAAAAUUACUUGAAAAGAUCAAAGAACCAUAUUAGCCAAUACCACUUUCGAUCUGCAGACUGCAUACUGUAGCAUUGAAUUUUCUCAAUGUUUAGGGAUAUGUUGCCACUCUUGACGGUUACUUUCAUUCAUAAAUUUAGUUUGUUCAUUUUCAUCUCAGCUCAGAAAGAUUCUAUAAUGUGAAGGAACAAAAAUAAUAAAAUGUAUAUAUUUUUUUUCUUGAAAGGAAUGUGCUCAAGCUUUGUUAGUUUCUUCUCAUUUUAAUUCUUCUUUGUUUUCUCUUGCCCUUUAAAAUGUUUACAGCUUAUUGAUUAUGUUGCAACUCUCAACAAUUUAUUUAUUUUCCAACAGUGCUGCUUAAAAUGGAUUUCCGUUUUUGAUUUGUAAUGAUUUUUCUUUUUGUCAGUGUGUGAUGAUAGCUGUGGAUUGCUUAUACCCAUAUUUGUAUUUUCAAUAAUCUUUCUCAGAUUUGUUCUUGUUAUUGUUCAUUGUGUGUUGAACAAUAUUUUUUUUGCAAAGGAGUGCAAUUUUUCUUAUGCUUUCAUUAUGACCAGCAAUAGGUUUACAGGAAUCGAUACAGUAGGUUACAGAUCCAUGUUAAAAUUCUGUAACUUUUUUUGGAGACAUUUUAUGACUCAAUCCAGAAAUUUGAAAAAAAGUCCAGUGGGUUUUAAAAUGAGGUGCUAAGUUGUAUGUCAAUGAUACUACUGCUUUCAUUGUUAGAUACUGCAAACAUAUAGCUAUGCAAGCAUAUGGCAUUAACAGUUUUCUUGAAUGAGAGAUAAACUGCUCUUUACAAAGAUCAAGACUGCGUUGUUCACAGUUGUCUUUUUUGGUGUAGUUCAACACAGAUAAAAGGUGCAUGAAUGGCUCUUUUCCUAGAAAAUAUAUAAAACUUUGAGAUAUUAUUUGUUGAAUAUCCAAAGAGGGGGAAAGAAACAUAUUCUUUAUUGCCAUUAAAUUCUCAUGAAGCUUUCGGCAAUAUGUUAGUGUUUUUGUCGUGUGCGAGUGAGGCUGCGCAAUCUAUUACAAAAUGAGUAUGGUAGAACAACAUCUAAUUUUGCACUCAGUACUAUAAGAGUUUGAAAGAUGUUGGAAGGGAUGUUGAAUGGUGUAGCAUAGUGUAUAUAGGUAUUAUAAAGUUGAACUAUAAAGGAAAAGAAUUAAUUAUCUUGACAUUCUGUACAUAUAAAGAUGUUUCAUGUUCAGUGUAUGAUUAGAAGUAUGAUACAUGUAAGUGUAAUUUGUGCAAGCGAAUGGGUCUAUUUGAAUAGACCGUGUAGAUUACUCUGUAUAUAUGUACAUGAAAUUGCGACAUGUCGCAUAGAACAAAUUCCAACUGCCCGUGAUUGAACAACUCAUUGAAACUUAAUGCUUUGAUGUGAUAGUGUGUAGUUUAUAUUCAGUGUAGGAUGAUAUGUCAGGGAGAUUCACUAAAGCUCAUGCAAGUUUGAAUAUCGGAGUACAAUAUGAGUUGAUUGGCAUCGCCCUACAAUUUCUGUAUCUGUUGUAUGAUACUAUUCGAGAAAACAUUACUACUGAUUUAUAUAAGGUAUGUCUGAUGAUAAUGAAAGAUUAAAAAAUGCAAGAUUUUUUUUUUUGCAAACCAUUUUUUGCUAUACAAAAUUGACACGUUAUUAACACAUUAUACCCAGCCAAGAUAAGUGUAAAUUACCAACUGAAAAGGAAUUGCUUUAAUGAAAUCAAGUUGUAUGCAAUCAAGUAUUAUUUAGCCAUAUGUAUGAUUCUAAGGAAUUCAUAUUAGGAAGAAAUAUUCAGAAGAUAUUAAUAUGAGAUACUAUCUAUAACUGUUGAUAUCAUUAUCCCAAGAUACCUGAUUAUUCUAUUUCUUUUUAUUGCUGUAUUUCUAUUUAUACAUCUCUCUAGAUUUCUUUCCUGCUUUUAAUUUUUUUUGUCAAUCAAGAAUAUUGUAAUGGCUUUUGCACAUGACACUUGUUGGAUUUGUCAACCUAUGAAUUUGUUCAGAAAUGAUUUUUAAAAAGGAUUUAUGUCUGCAUUAAUAUGAAAGGAAAACACUCUUUUCCCCAUUCAUGAAAUUUUACCUGUUUCAUGAUUUUGAAAUAAGAUUUUUUUUUUGGGCAUAUAAGAUCAUCACACCAAUCUGAUGUAUUUUUUCAGUGAAAUUGUAGUGUUAUUUUACUUCUGUUAAAGACUCUGAUUGAUUGAAUGUGCAUAACAGUAUGAGCACAAAUAGAUAAUCAUAACAUCAUUGUGGACUGGGCCAUUCCACUUGAGAAGCAAAAUCACAUAACCUAACCUGGUCCAAAAUAUAGCAGACUUUGAAUAAGAAGUAUAAAAAACAAAACAUCCAUCAUGUUCAAGAAAUCUCUUGGUAUAUAAUGCAAGUUUUAUUUCUGGCAUUUAUUUCUCAGUGCAACAUAUACUGUUGUGAAAAUCCAUAGCAAAGUGAUCACCAGAAACCUUAAUUUGGCAAAUCUAUGGAGAAAUCAUUAAAUUGGCAAUGCUCUGGAGAGUCUAAAAUUCUUAUUUUCCAUACAAUUUGGCAAUCAUAUACAGUUACUUUGAUAGGAAAGAAAACUACUGUUCUUGGCAGUAAUAAGAAGAAAAAACUGAUCAAAUCUCAUUCUCUUUCUAGUAUCUUUAAUAUUUCUUCUCUUGCAUUUAUCUCUUUCUGUCUCUGUCAUUCCACCCCUCUCUUUCUUUCAUUCUUUGACACUUCUCUCUUUCUUAUAGGCACAAAUACUUACACAAUCUGUCUUUCUUUGUUUUCUCCACUUUCUUCUCAUCUUUGUUUCCUUUUAUAUCUACCUUUAUUCUUUCUAAUUAUCUGUUCAAUUUUAAUAUUUUUAUUUUGUCUUUUCUUUCUAUAUAUUUUCUUUCUGCUCUCUAUUUGUCUUUCUAUCUACUGGCCGUGAUGUGACGUACAAUUCUUUUUUAUUUUUUACUUUUUCAACUGUACGUGGAGUCGACUGAAUGCCAUUUAUUGUGCUCCAUGGGACAAAUAUGUAGUGAUUUAACCAUUUCAGACACAAGAGUGAAAAUUUGAAAGUAACAAAAUAUUUUCAUGAUCAUGACAUCGAGCAGCUGCGCUCUUGUUUUAAUUUAAACUUUUUUUCAGUUAUCAUUCAUAUUAUAUUUGAGCGAUUAUCAAAUCCUAGAUCAACUCAUGGAAAAGUGUCAUUCUUUGAUGCAUAUUGAUGUAUUAUACUGUAUUUAUAUUAACUACAUGUAUAAUGAUGUAUCAUUCAUUGAAAAAAUAUAUUGUAAGAACUAUAUAUAAUAAGUAUAUAUAUUUGUGUCAAAUGUGUGCAUAGAUUGCAUAUAUUUUCCACUUUUUCACAUAUUUUGAUAAGAGACGAGAAUAUUUUUUGUGAGUAGGUGAUAGACGCACUUACAGGAAUAUUACACAGAUUGUGUAUGCAUUGAUUAGUGUUCAUAAUAAAGGCACUUACUAUGCACAAUACCAUAAA